CGCGACCACACCUGUCUGACCAUCGCACUUGAGAAGCACAAGUGUACAAACCUCAAUGACGAAACAAACACUAGCUGUGUGGUGGAAAAUCACCCGCGGGAUCAGUGAGUUCACAUAACAUUACCACUGACCUAGCUGGCCAACAACAGCUUAUAUAACGGCCUCGGAUGACUGUUUGCUUCACACUUCAGAAAACGCCGUGCCAGUACCCAGCUCUUACAACGACCGUUACAUUGCAUGAUAUUUUAUCAUCUCUUCUACACCGUAAUCAUUGCAAUCCACGCCGUCCAUUGAAUGUAAGUUAGUAAUUGAAGAAUAUUUUUCAUCGUGCGUAUGGUUAAGUAGACAGUUAAUUUCCUGCAAAGAAAAGUUUCAAGUGUAUGUGCAGUGCAUAUGUUGAAAUGACUAACAAAUACAAUGUCUAUGUAUUAGAUAUGUUCUUUUGCAGUCAUUGGAGUCAUCAAGGGAGACAAUGAUCUCGUGUCCAAAGAAAGUGUUGGCGGUGCUCUUCGUCGGAGUGCUGACGUCAGUGACCCUGGGUCAGGUGCCACAUGUUGGGAAGUGUCCGGUGGUCGAGACCCAGGCAACAUUGAACGUAACACAGGUAUUUCGGGGUGUAGGUGUAAACACGGGUAUGUCGGGGUGUAGGUGUUAACAAAGGUGUGUUGGGAUGAAAGUGUAAACACAGGUAUGUUGUGAUGAAGGUGCAAACACAGUUAUGUUGGGAUGAGGUUGUAGACACAGGUAUAUGAGCCUAGGAUAUAAUAUGAACAUAGGUAUGUCAGGAUAGAGGUAUAAACAUAGGUAUGUCAGGAUAGAGGUAUAAACAUAGGUAUCUCAGGAUAGAGGUAUAAACAUAGGUAUGUCAGGAUAGAGGUAUAAACAUAGGUAUGUCAGGAUAGAGGUAUUAACAUAGGUAUCCUGAGAUUGCCUUGUGCACUGAUCAUUUACUUGUGUCAUUCAUUAUUGCCUUCCAGUACCUAGGCAAGUGGUAUGAGAUCCAGAGAUUUCCAGCCAUCUUCGAGAAAGGCAGCUGCGUCAGGGCCGAGUACUCUCUGAAAGCAAACGGUCGUGUCAAGGUAGACAACCGAUACAUCGAGUGAGUAAUUGGGAUCAAAUAUUUCAGGUUGACAUUCUAAUAUUAAUGUAGGCUAAUCGAUCAACGAUAGUACGUGCAUUGAAUGUGUUGGGCCGGAACUUCAUUAUUCACUUACAAAGUUACUAAUAUUUUUUUUUUCAAGAUAUGUGUGCUAUUUUAUUAUUCAGUUACAAAGUUACUAAUAUUUUUUUUCAAGAUAUGUAUGAUAUUUUAUUAUUCAGUUACAAAGUUACUAAUGUUUUUUUUUUCAAAAUAUGUAUGAUAUUUUAUUAUCUCUUCUAUACCGUAAUCAUUUUCAAAAAAAAAAAAUUCAAUGUUCAUAUCUUAAUUGGUUAAUCAAACAACUACUUACAAAAACUGACUCGGUCAUGCGAAUAAACUACAACAAAGAGGAUUUCUUAUCAGCUUUGAAAAUGGAGCAGAGACUAAAAAAGGAGAAGAAGAAGACCUAAGAGUUUUUGAAAACAUCAAUAUAAUAUAAUGUUGAUAGAAAGAACCCUUCCUCGUGCGAUUAAAUUUGUUUCCACGUGCAUUAAAACAAAACAUAUUUAAAAUCUUUAAGCACGUGUCAUGCUGUAUGUUGUGUCCUCCCACCACACCACCCAACCCCUCCCCCCAAAAAAAAAAACAAAAAAACCUCUAUUUUGUGACCUAGAUAACUUGACUUCUGGUCGCUGUAUGAUGCUAAACAUAUCGCCCAUUAUUCAUCUGGGUCAAAGGUUGACAAUCUAUGUCGGUAACAAAAUGAUCACUUGUAUCUGCAGAAAAUGUAAGACAAUGAUUUCGCUUUGCUUCGUUGAUGGUGGUCCAUGUUCUCAACAUUAACUCUUAGAUCAUCAACCUAUUAUCCUCUUACUUCAUACAUAUAGCCACCCCUCUUUAAUGGCUGUCGCACCUUAGGGCAUUCACCUCCACACCCAUCAACACAACUCUUGCAGACGCCCAUCCAACACUUGCUUCUAUCUCCAGAAGUGGCUAUGAGACACACGCCCUAGGUGAGGCCUGGGUUCCUGACCCCAAGUAUCCCGCCGUCUUAAAUGUACAGUUUAAUCAAGGUCAGUUCUGAUACACAGAUAAGGUAGCCCCGAAUGUAGACCACUGAUAACCAGAUGGCAUUUAUUUACCCCCCCACAGAAGUUCUCAAAUUGUUAUUCAAAAUGUGUCUGGUAGCAACCAAUGAAGCUAACUACGAAUACAUCAUUUAAAGGUCUUUUGGGUGAGAUGUUUAUCUGAAUAAGAGUUGGACAAAUGUUAACUUUAUUUUAAAGGAAAUUAUUUUUGUUAAUUUAGGAAGGGCAUGUUUAAAAGAAUGAUAUUUAAAAUUUUAAAUAAUCGUGUAGUUCAAUCGCUCACUACUUCCUUGGAGUAGUUAAAGUGUAGUUCAAUCGCUCACUACUUCCUUGGAGUAGUUAAAGUUAAACAUAUGGUUUAGGUGCCUUCUCUUUGGCUUGGUCGAAAUUAAAAAAAAUGUAUUGUACCCUAAAAUUCAAUAUCACAAUAAUUCCUUUAACAGGACUUGUUAAUCGCUAAAUACUAUUUAAAGUAGCCGUCAAAGUAAAGGAAUACCAUGUAUUAUUCCAUGGUCCUGGUCCCACUGUGUCUUGUUUCCCUCUACAUAUUUACCUAGCUAAAGUUAUUGACAGUGGUUGUUUCCCUUGUGUAGACCAGUUUCCUCUCGAGAUUUAAAAAAAAAAACAUAAUGAAAACUUCAUAGUGCUGUAAGAAGAUUGAUGCUGAUUAUAUGAAUGUCUUUUUCCGCCUUUUUCUGCAAACAGCUAUACCGCCUGCCCAGUACAAGGUCAUAGAGACGGACUACGAGUCCUACAGCCUGGUGUUCUCGUGUGAAGAUGUGGCUGGAAUCAUAGACUUCCAGUUCGCCUGGAUUUUGUCCAGAAAACUGACCCUCCCUGACGACCUGGUCACUCGCUUAAAACAGAAGCUGCAGUCCUACCAGGUCGACGUUACGGCAUUUAUAGUCUCAGACCAGACCAACUGCCCAAUGUAAGGACAGGUGGAAUGUAUAGUCACAGACCAGACCAACUGCCCAAUGUAAAGACAGGUGGCAUUUCUUUCGUAAAAUGUAACGUGACAAUUGAGAUUAAUAGAUUAAUAUAAAUAUAAUUGAAGACUUUCGAACUUCGCUUGUAUCAACGACAAUAUUGUUUAUACCAAUUUCUAAAAUAUUUCAUUCAACGUUCACUUUAUUUACUACAAUACAAAAUCAUUGCUUGGAACCAACUGGGCAAUGCCGCCGUGGACUCGACAUCAAUCGAGAGUUUCAAGGCUGAACCGCUGGGAGCCGUUAGGAUGGCCGCAUCGUUUUCCAAACCGUUGCACAUAUGCUAGUGCAUGGAUGCAGCAACGUAGACUAUCAGAGUCAGAAUCUCGUUGAAUAAACAUUUGCUUCAUUUUUCAACGACAUUAUUGACUUCUUUUUUUAAAAAAUUCAUUAUGGGUUUGAUAUCAUAGCACCCUUUAAACUCAUCCAUUUGUUUAAACUCAUCCAUUUAUGUUUGAUAUCAUACCGCACAUUAAACUCAUCCAUUUAUGUUUGAUAUUAUAGCACCCCUUAAACUCAUCCCUUUAAUUAACCCCAUCAAAUUAUGCUGAACUAUUUCUCUUUGUUUCGUGUACUUACUGGAAAUAAAAGCUGUUCCAAUAAAUAUACGUGUCAAUUGCUUUUUUUAUUAUUUGAAACCAUUUAAACUACUAACUUCAGACCCGCUGAUAACAUUCCUUUUCAAAUUCCCGUCUAAAAAAUCUGCAAUCAUUAUUUACUUAUAUAUAUAAGAAUAAAUGACCCGAUGUUAUCGGGGUAAUAAUGGUAGGUCCUUUGCGAUAAUUUUUUAACUGCUAUUGAAAAAACUCAUUACAAUUCAUAACUUUUUAAAUGUAAUAAUAUUUACGUUUCUGACAUCAUUAAGUUUUGAGAAGUGCUUAUCUGCUAUAUAUUAUACGCCUAUCCUACACCCUUUCACGCUCCUAAACUACUUUUCCCCCUCUAAACAUGACCUUAAAUUACCCAGUCUAAAUUAUCACUAAUUAUAUCACUUUUGUCAAUAAAGAAAUUAAUUGAAUGACAAUUACUGCGCUAGAGAAAUACUUUAGAUUUACCCCUUUUCGUGCCCUUUAAUUAAAACUUUUUUCUCUCAAAAUUUUUUAAAAACCUAAUCUUAAAUUUACACAAAAAAAACUUCAUAUAUGAUAUAAAUAUAUUUUGUAUUACAGGAUAUCGAUGUAUAUUGAUAUCUUCAUGAGAAAUGUACACAUGUUUAUGCCUUUUUUUAAAAAUUAUACAUUAUCAGAAAAUCGUACAACAAAGAAUUUUUUAUCUAAGAAGAAUCUCGCAACUGUUUUUCAGGCCUGUAUCAGAUUUGACUGUCUUUUUUAAAAAUUUAAUUGUUAAACUCAUAAAAAUACUCACCUCUUUACUUUUUGCAAAGUAACAAAAAAAAUAUAUUUUAAUUUGAAAAAAAAAAAGAAAAUAUUAACCCAUCGUCAUUUGUCAAAAUUUUAUUUU
This is a messenger RNA of Lymnaea stagnalis (great pond snail), 4619 nucleotides long. The record is from the annotation of a GenBank genome assembly. NCBI's taxonomy places the organism in Eukaryota, Metazoa, Mollusca, Gastropoda, Lymnaeidae.